Molecule: messenger RNA, 7548 nt
Organism: Cebus imitator (Panamanian white-faced capuchin)
Lineage: Eukaryota; Metazoa; Chordata; Mammalia; Primates; Cebidae
Gene: KCNK10
Product: potassium two pore domain channel subfamily K member 10
Exons: 7
Coding region: 459-2102 (547 amino acids)
Biological process (GO): stabilization of membrane potential; potassium ion transmembrane transport
Cellular component (GO): membrane
Molecular function (GO): potassium ion leak channel activity
Source: RefSeq, a predicted model, not a curated record
GGAGUGUGUGUGCGGGUGUGUGUGUGCGGGAGUGUGUGCGCACACGCCUUCAGGGGCUGGAGUGACACUGCAGUGGGCUUCUCCCUAGCCCCAGCCUUCCGGCGGCUCAGCCCCUAACCUGCCGGCCCCGCUUUUGGGAAGCUUCUUGGCUCUUCCAUCUUCCCAAGCCUUUCUCUCCAUCCUUUCAUCCACCCCUCGCCGAUCUUACUUUUUCUUUUACCCACGGGGCCGCGGCCGGCCGCCCCCUAGCCGGGGCAAACACCCAAGCCGUCUCCAGUUCUCUCCCAAGCCAGUGUUUUCCCACUUGUCUUUUUCUGGGGUUCCUCCACGAGCCAGUCCAAGCCUCCUCCAUCCUCGGAAAUUGUUUUGUUGGACUGCUAAACCGAGGCGUGUAAAGCUUGAGGACUUUAUUAUUAUUUGGGUUCUUUUCAUUUCUUCCCCUUCUGGGCAACGGAGCAAUGAAAUUUCCAAUCGAGACGCCAAGAAAACAGGUGAACUGGGAUCCUAAAGUGGCUGUUCCCGCAGCAGCACCAGUGUGCCAGCCCAAGAGCGCCACUAACGGGCAACCCCCGGCUCCCGCUCCGACUCCGACUCCAACUCCAACUCCGCGCCUGUCCAUUUCCUCCCGAGCCACAGUGGUAGCCAGGAUGGAAGGCACCUCCCAGGGGGGCCUGCAGACCGUCAUGAAGUGGAAGACGGUGGUUGCCAUCUUUGUGGUUGUGGUGGUCUACCUCGUCACCGGCGGUCUCGUCUUCCGGGCAUUGGAGCAGCCCUUUGAGAGCAGCCAGAAGAAUACCAUUGCCUUGGAGAAGGCGGAAUUCCUGCGGGAUCACGUCUGUGUGAGCCCCCAGGAGCUGGAGACGUUGAUCCAGCAUGCCCUUGAUGCUGACAACGCAGGAGUCAGUCCAAUAGGAAACUCUUCCAACAACAGCAGCCACUGGGACCUCGGCAGUGCCUUUUUCUUUGCGGGAACUGUCAUCACCACCAUAGGAUAUGGGAAUAUUGCUCCGAGCACAGAAGGAGGAAAAAUCUUUUGUAUUUUAUAUGCCAUCUUUGGAAUUCCACUCUUUGGCUUCUUAUUGGCUGGAAUUGGAGACCAACUUGGAACCAUCUUUGGGAAAAGCAUUGCAAGAGUGGAGAAGGUCUUUCGAAAAAAGCAAGUGAGUCAGACCAAGAUCCGGGUCAUCUCAACCAUCCUGUUCAUCUUGGCUGGCUGCAUUGUGUUUGUGACGAUCCCUGCUGUCAUCUUUAAGUACAUCGAGGGCUGGACCGCCUUGGAGUCCAUUUACUUUGUGGUGGUCACUCUAACCACGGUGGGCUUUGGUGAUUUUGUGGCAGGGGGAAACGCUGGCAUCAAUUAUCGGGAGUGGUAUAAGCCCCUAGUGUGGUUUUGGAUCCUUGUUGGCCUUGCCUACUUUGCAGCUGUCCUCAGUAUGAUCGGAGACUGGCUACGGGUUCUGUCCAAAAAGACAAAAGAAGAGGUGGGUGAAAUCAAGGCCCACGCAGCAGAGUGGAAGGCCAACGUCACGGCCGAGUUCCGGGAGACAAGGCGAAGGCUCAGCGUGGAGAUCCAUGAUAAGCUGCAGCGGGCGGCCACCAUCCGCAGUAUGGAGCGCCGGCGGCUGGGCCUGGACCAGCGGGCUCACUCGCUGGACAUGCUGUCCCCAGAGAAGCGCUCUGUCUUCGCCGCCCUGGACACGGGCCGCUUCAAGGCCUCCUCCCAGGAGAGCAUCAACAACCGGCCUAACAACCUACGCCUCAAGGGGCCGGAGCAGCUGAACAAGCACGGGCAGGGCGCGUCCGAGGACAACAUCAUCAACAAGUUCGGCUCCACCUCCAGACUCACCAAGAGGAAAAACAAGGACCUCAAAAAGACCUUGCCCGAGGAUGUUCAGAAAAUCUACAAGACCUUCCGGAAUUACUCCCUGGAUGAGGAGAAGAAGGAGGAGGAGACGGAAAAGAUGUGCAACUCAGACAACUCCAGCACAGCCAUGCUGACGGACUGUAUCCAGCAGCACGCUGAGAUGGAGAACGGGAUGAUACCCACGGACACCAAAGACCGGGAGCUGGAGAACAACUCAUUACUUGAAGACAGAAACUAAAUGUGAAGGACAUUGGUCUUGGACUGAGCAUUGUGUGUGUGUGUGUGUGUGUAUGUGUGUGUGUGUGUGUGUGUGUGUGUGUGUUUUUAAUAUUCACACUGAGACAUGUGCCUUAAACAGACUUAUUAGUCCAAAAUUACAUAGCAUUGAAGAAUAUAUUUCACUGUGCCAUAAACAACUGAAAACUUGCUCUGCCAAAAGGAAUCAAAGAACAAGAACAUUUCAGAUAGCAGCCAUGGGACGCACCGAGAGUGUCUGUGCAUGUAGCCGGUUCUGCCUGUACAUGUUAAGGGCGUUUCAGUGGCAGUGCCGUAUCCCUGGGCAGUGCCACCUGGGCACACACAUGGACAAGGGCAGCUAUUCCUUAGACCACCCUCCUGAAAGAAACAGGUGUGUCUUUUUGGUGGAGUCGUUAGUGAUAUGUGCACACGCAGAAGGGGACCUGGUUGGGGGUGAACUGUUUAUGGGUAACAAGGGUUGCGGUUGACAUUUUGUUAUGUUCUCUGAGCUGGAAUUUUGAUACACACCAUUCAGUGCAUAAUACCUAGUCUUUCUAUGCUCCCAAUGAAUGUCUGUGGGACCUGAGAGCGCCUGGAAUUUGUUGGAAGCAGAUCAGAGUACGUGUAUUAAAAGGUGCAAUUGCUUUUCUCAUGACAAAGGGAAAAAAAUAAUCACAAACACAUCACACUGUGGAUAUCACCUUCACCAAUGACGGAAGCCUGCUGAGUUUGGUCUUUCUCACGGGGGUAGGUGGUCCUCAUGAACUGGCGAGCAUUGGUGAAAACGCGACAUCCGCCGCUGCGUGGUUAAAGGCCAGUCGUGCAUUUUCCUCUGGGUGCAAUGGUGACAAUAAACCGAUUUGGAAAUGUCCAUGUUCACUUUCCUAAUGGAACUUUGGUUAUAACUUGUCUUGAUAAGAGCGGGAGAAAUACCAAAACAAUUGCCUUGCAUGAUGCCAGUGGCUUGCUGUUCUGUCUAGCUGAUCCUACAUUUUUAUAAAAAUAGACAUCCCGCAUUUCUGAGACGUACCGAGGAGGACCGUGGCAUCUUUCCAUCUCAGGGCUUUUCGUCCCUUGGGUGUCUUAGGGUAGACGUAGUUAUAAGAUCCAAUCUCGCUAUCUCCAAACAAAAAGAAAAUGUACCCCUUGUACAGUAAGCUUGAAAUGUUUUGAUUGCUUGCAGCAUAAGUGCCAUUAACUCCGUUGAACAAUGAUAUUUAGAAAUACUUAAACGAUUUCAUUUUACUUUUAUGUUUGGGCAAUCCUUUAUUCUGAAAACGCCACUUCUUCUCCUUGCCUGUUUCUUCAUCUCACAUCGGUUAUUCACUAAAACCAGAACACCCCUAGACUGAUUGUUCCCAGGCAAACGAUAAGCUAACACAUCAUAAUUGUGAUUGGUCUGUGAGGCUAGAACAUCCCGUAGAGGAAAGUUGGGGAGUGGCUAGUCAUAGGCUUUGAGAUGAUAAUCUUCAAUGGGUUUUUAUCAGAAAGGGGAAAAUACAUACUCCUGUGUAUGCCUCAGUCUUCAUCAUAAUUGUCUGGUUCAAAGCUAGCUCUUUGGGCCACACAUGAAAGCAUCCGGACCUGGCAACACCAGGAAGUUGCUGGUUCUGGGUGUUCUAGGCUUGCUGUCACCUUUUAGAGAGUUCGUAGGAUUUUACAUAACUAAGCUGCAGUGUGGAUUCACCAAAAGUUCAGAGCACUAGCUGGGACUUCCAGAAACUGUCUAAUGCUGUCUGACCUCUAGAGAAAGUUGUACCCACGAUAUCCUUGACCUGGUACCAUAGAAGACCUGUCCCUGCCCAUUUCUCAAAAAUGCCCAGCUCUUCCCUGCCUGGAGCACAUGCAGUCCCCUCUCCCUGCCCCCAGACCUUCAGGCUCUGUUGAAGUUCUGGCAUUGCCUUUGAGAAGGAGCCAGAUAAGAAUCAGCUUUGAUGAGGCCCUUCCUGUCCAAGGAGGGUCUAAGUCAACUCCUCCGCUGGGCUGGAGAUGGGGCUGAGGGGUGACAUCCUGUGUCGACACAGUAAUAAAUAGUCACUUGGGAGGCAAUGUUUAUGCAGGUAUGGAUGUUGAGUUUUGCUAUGGAAAUCAUUCCAGCCUGACAAAAUGUAUUUUAAGGAAUAGGUAGAUAACUGGGACAUCCUCUGUAUUCUAGCAAGUCAAAGUUUCCUAAUUAAACUGCCCAUGGAUCUCACUAAUUUGGGCUUCCACCGUGUUACCUGGUACCUUCUUUGUAGUAAUGUGUUAAAAUUCCAGGCCCUACAACCAAAUCUGGCAGUGCCAGACUCAUUUGUGCAGUGCCUUCUGUGGGCGAGGCACAGGAUUAGGCACUUUAUGAACGUCAGCUCAAUAAAACCUCACGACACUCUGUGGGAAGUAUUUGCAAACUCAUUAUAUACACAAGGACACAGAGGCUCAGGGAAGCUAUGUAAUGUACCCAGUGGCACACAGCAAGAAAGUGGUAGAGCUGGUAUUCAAAGUCUGACCAAAGUCUGGUUUCAACUUCGCUAUAGUGUCUGUGUCAUACACCCUUGUGAAUACGUGUGUUUGUGUGUAUGUGUGUCUUUGUAGCUUCAUGGACACAGCUUACAGAUGUGGGGAGCAGAUAUGGAGGAAUCUUCACCACCAACAGGGCACAAGGUCUUUGUGUAAACAUGGCUUGGAGGGUUGCCCCUGCAGACACCUACUGUACAUUUAUUUGGUUUUGGUUUUGGAAAUUCUGUGUGUGGCACCCUUUCCCUAUUGUUAAAAAUGCCCUUUGAAAGCACUCUUUUGCACUUUAUUUGCUAACUUUGUAGGAACUCUGCAUACAGCAGGAAAAAAUAGUUCAAAGCACUAAGCUGCAUACUCUACCAAAUGGAACAGGUGCAUGUGUUGGUGUGUGCAUAGAUCUUCACCAAAUGAGUCAAAUCAGUCAUAUAGAGGGAUCAAACGUAGCCUUGGGCUGGCAGUGGGGAAAUUUUCUGCAUAACUCAUUCCCUGAGUACAUUUGUCCAAGGACCGGAUGAACAGAAUCAAAGAAGAUCCUCUAUGGAGAUUGAUCCAUUAAAUAUUUGUGCAAAGUGUUUAGAAACCUACAAAAUAAUCUCGCAAGAAGCUGAGAGAGAACAAGAAGUGGGAUUCCUCUUCACAUAAACUAAGAUUUUGGGGGAGGCCAGUUGUUUUGAAGUUACUUAAAUGUUACCUUUUUAGAUGGGGCCAAAUUGCAUGUAGAAUACACGUGAUAAGGCAACGCUGCUAUGCAGUCUACACGCACGUCAGCACAGCCCUCCCUUUCCAGUCUGCACGCCCACUGCACCAUAAAUCUAGGAGAAAUGUUUUUCAUUUCGCACAUGGAAAGCGCACACAUCCGCCAUCUUCAGUGGGUGGGAUUUUUUGCUUCACCAGCAACUGGGCACCAAAUUUUUCAUGCAUGACAGAUCUGGAGGUUUACUGGUGAGAGAGAGGUGAGAGAGCCAAUGGGAAAUUUGGAAAGAGUACAGCUCCAUACCCAGUCCUAACCUGAUAGUGUAUACUUUGUGUGUGUGUGGGGGGGGGGCGUUGGGGUGGUGUUGGGCCAUCUCUGGCCCGUUACUAAGGUAACUGGGACUAUUUGUGCUUCACCAGUCAUAUCCUGUGAUUGUGGGCACAUCAGUUCCCUGUCUAGAUAUCUGUUACCUUGUCUGCACAUCAAGGGAGUUGAGCACACAUACUUGUCAAGGGCCAUUGGAGUAGUGCAGUUCUCUAAGAAACACUCCCUAGUCCAUGAGUUCAUUAAAUUUAUUAAGAAAGUUAUAAGUUGGAUUUGUGAAUACCGACUAAUUGUCUUGCCCAUUUUAGGUUAAAGUAAGAGCUUAGUCUCCUGCCCUUUGGGAUUAUAUUUUUUGGGGGAUUGAUGGAGACCAGAUGUACUUGGGAGACUGGUGUCCAAAUUUGGAUCAUGCCCUGCGUAGGCUCUUUCUGUCCUCCCUUAUAGCUUUUGAGUGUACUGUCAGUGGGUGGGAUCAUGCUGUGAGGGCAUUUUUUGCAUGGUGUUAAGACUAGUUAAAGAAUUUUAAGCUGUUGCCAUUUGCAGUCAAUUGUAGUACUUUACGUAUCAUGAAUUCAAGUACUAUGAUCAGACAGACCUCUCUCUUACACACACACACACGCACACACACACACAUGCACGCGCAAACACACACAUGCACACCCCAGAGGAAAUGGCUGCUUUGGGUCCUAUAAGGACCAUUCCAUGUUUAAAGACCUAGUUGAGCUAAAUAUUAAGAAAUCGCCCCCUUGCCUCCCUCUGAGAAGAUAUCAUUUCCUGGCUUUGUCAAUGCUGCCUGUCUAUUUGCAUGCUGGGUUUUGCCGACUAGUGAGAAGGUGGCCAGAGUUUGGGUGGGGCUGGGUUUUACCUGCUAGAUUUGUGAGAAUGUGAAGCAUCCAGUGAAUACCAGGGUUUCUGAACCAUGGGAAAGGCAUAGGAAAACAAACAUUCGGAGCCCUGUAAAAUGAGAAAGCAAAAACCAGCCAGUGUUACAUUCCGUAUCUCUGCUUGUUGCAUUUUGCUAAUAUGGGGUUAUUCUUUCUCAGUGUUAUGAUGCAAUUGUGUGCAAAUCAGUGGCUGAGUGAGCAGUAACAGCUGGCUAGUAAUGGCCUUAAAAAGAAAAAGGGUAACUCUAAAACAAAAAUGAAUUUAAUGUGGUAUUAUGGAUGCUGUUAAUUCGCAUAUGGAAACUUUGGAACAGCAUGCUAAUUACAUGGCUGUAACCAAAACCCUGCCCUCUGCCCCUGCACCAUACCUUCACUGAACUUCCCCAACCCACCCAUACUCCAUGUAAACCUCAGUUCUCCCAUGGCUGUCAGAAGUUACAUGACAUUAGUGCCAUGGCAUUGAGGAGAAAUGAGAGGUGUCUCUGAUUUUACUGAAAGUGAUUAUCAUUUUCACAGGUGCCUGAGAUUUGGUAUCUACUUUGUGUUCUUGAUUCUUAAGUGAAAAAUCUCAAAUAGUUCCCUGUGCAUUAAAAAAAAGAUUAUUUUGAGAGGACUCCUGCUCCAUCGAUUCAGCAGACCUGUGCUGCAGAAGGUAACUGCGGAACCUCUCCUUUGCUGUCAGGGCUCUGAGCUUGAAGGGAGGAGGUGCAGUGGUGCCUAGAAGUGAUAUACAAACCACCUCACAUGCCAGCCUCUGGCCUCUUUCCCGUCCCAGAAUCACAGGCAGGGGACCCAGUGACAGUGACGAUAAGUCCAUGUGUGGAGGUGUUUUACUUAUUUUUCUCUCUGUAGGAUUUCAUGGUGCUUUUAAAAAAAGGCAUUUUACAGAAAAUAAUGCGGGGGGAGGGGGAUUUCGUAAUGUUCUUAGGGAAAGUACAAAACAAAUUUGCUUGUAACAUUUCAAUGAGCUGUGCUGCUACUGUCUUUAUUUGAUGAUGUAAUUUUUUUUCAAUAAUGGAGAAAAUUGCAACAAAGACCUUCUGGAAGAUCCA